AUGAGGAUUGAAGUUUACGGUUGUCCAGGUAAUAAACUGAUAAUGAUUGAAAAAAUUGGCUUAUUUUACAAUAGAGUGGACACUUUUUUUCUGCACAAACAUUCACCAUUAGGAAAUAGCCUAUACUUGUUUAGCCUGUGCCAGGCUCUAGGUCAGUGUAGACAAACGAAAAAAAGGGCGAGCAGUGAAAUAGCGACCGAAAGAAAGAUGGCGGGAAGAGAGAAGGGGAAACAGCCUGUAAGCAUCUUUACAAAUAUCACGGUCUGUCCACUACCCCGCUCACUUCAUGAAAAAUCGUUUCUCGUGUUAAAGGACCGGUCAUCAUUUGUCGCCUAGGGGGGGGGGGGGGGCGGAGGAUUUUAUGGGGGAUCACUUGAUUUUUAGGAGGGCAAAAGGGGGGAUCACCCGUAACGGAGAACCCAAGCGGGGGCAUCGCUGAAAACUUUGGAAGGAUUCAGAAGGGGAAUCACUCAAAUUUGCUUGGAAAAUGAAGACAUGGACGGGAUUGCGAAAGUCAUCAGAAGUAUUAGGGAGGAUCACUUCAGUGAAGUAACUUUCAAAGUGGGGAUCAGCUAAAUUUCACCUUGUUUAACCCAAAUCCUCCCCCCCCGGCGAUAAAUAAUAACCGGUCCCUAAGAUGUCAAAAUGUGCCCUGUAGGAGGGUUUCCAACGCACGCUAUGUGUAUUCUUUGUAUCUGCCGCGUGCGGAUGGACGUGACUGACCAAUCGUAGGGUAUACCCGGAGCUGGAAUGAGGUAUUGAAAAAAUGCUUUCAGGCCGCACUUUGUCUUUCUCCAGCUUUCCCGCGGUUUUAGCGCAGUUUUUCUCGAUGCUCUGGCGCUCUGAGUCGGGAACAGGCUAAUACUCAUGUGUUUCUUAAAGAUGUUUAUGGCAUGUUUUGUUCCACUUUGUCGAACUUACAGAUUGCAUAACACCUGCUGGUAUGGAAAAUGGAGCGAUCUCUGAUUUGCAGAUAAGUGCUUCGUCUCAAAAGACCGAUAGUUUUGCGGCAAGUCGGGCCAGGUUAAAUGUGAAACUGACCGGAAUUAAGCAAGGAGGCUGGUCGCCUUUAAAAGACGAUCUUAAUCAAUGGCUCCAGGUGGAUCUUAGUAGUUAUACCACAGUAACACGUUUGGCAACACAAGGAAGGGAUGGAUCAGAUGAGUGGGUCACCAAAUACAAGUUGCAGUACAGUGUUGAUGGAGUCAUUUAUCACUUUUACAAAGGAAGAGGAGAAAGCUCAUCAACGGUACGUAAAUCAUACUAAAAAUGAACAUCUCGCCCCAUGUAAGGAAAUCCGGAUUCUGGACUCCCAGAAAUUUUUCCCUUGGAAUCCGAAAUUCCUUGAAUGUUUUUCUUGUGGAAUCCGGAGUCCUGGACUAUCGAAUCCAGAAUCCAGCUCAAGGAGUCCGCUAACGAUUGGAAUCCGAAAUCCAAGUUCUUCCGUUGGUUCUUUCCUUGCUGGAGAGGUUUUUCUCCGUUUUCUCUGUUUUUUCCCUCUCGUAAACAUCCAACACUUACAAGUUUCAAUUCGAUAUAGAACUCACGGACACGUUUAAACGAAUUCCUAAGCGCUUCGUGGGUAAACAAAUUACUCAAAAAACAUUCGAAAUGGCCAGGUCACGAGAUUUCUUAAUAACUUUUUUUCUUGCUUUUAGAUUUUUGAUGGAAACCAAGAUAGUAACACCAUUGUAUAUAACAAGUUGAAUUCACCAAUCACGGUACGCCUAGUUCGGUUAUUGCCAAUAGAGUGGCGCAAUCAUAUAUGUCUCAGAAUGGAGAUCUACGGUUGUCCAGGUAAGUAAGCCGGUUAACAGUUAUUAAACUGCUACCAUCAAUUAAACCAUAUAUGCUGAAGUCAACACACAUUUUGGUCGGUCAUUACCUGGGAUUAGUCAAAGUACAAAUGCACGGAUGACAUUAUGAAAGCUUUUUCAACUGUUUCGUCCCACAUGCAUGAUCAUUCGCCAUGUUCUAAAAGAAUGAAAAAACUGGGUACGAUAUACGACCACAAAGUUUCUUGGGAUCGUUUGGAGGCACAACAUGAAAGUCAACAAAUAUGUCGUAACGCAACAUGUCGUUACAAACUGCAAUGAUAAGUUAGGAAAGGCAACCAUUCGUUACUCAUAAUGUUCUACAGAACUCCCAAAGAACCUUAUGCACCAAGUAUGUCUCCUUCAGUCAGAGUGACCUUCAGAGCGUGGCUUGCUACUCUCCGCCGUGUUUUUGCUCUGUAUUUAUAUUGUCCGCUGUUUCUUUGAUCUGUAACUAUAUUGUCCAACCGUUAAGGGUCCUCCACCAUAAUGUUCCAAUAUUUUAAUUUCUACUUAUCAACCUCGUUAUUGACUGUAUUACAGGUUGUAUAGCUCCUCUUGGUAUGGAAAAUGGAGCAAUCUCUGAUGCCCAGAUAAGCGCCUCUUCGCAAUGGGACAACUAUCAUGGUCCGCGUAGAGCUCGAUUAAACGGGAAACGGUCUGCUGGAAACGGCGUGGGGGCUUGGUGCGCCAUCACCAAUGACAUUUAUCAGUGGCUUCAAGUUGAUCUUCGGAAAUAUACCACAGUGACUCGCAUAGCAACUCAGGGCAGAAGUGAUUGGAACCAAUGGGUUACCAAGUACAGGUUACAGUACAGCGAAGAUGGAGUGAACUUCCAUUUUUACAAAGCACUAGGACAAGAUUCAGCAAUGGUACGCCCAGUUAAUAUGCUUCUCGCCUCAUUUUACGUAAUCCGGAUUCCGGAAUUCGGCAAAUUUUUGCGUAAUCCGUGAUCCGGCAAUACGGUGAUACUUGUGGAAUCCGGAAUCCUGUUAAUGACGCUCAAAGAAUCUGGAAUCUGCAAUCAACAGCGUGGAAUCCAGAAUCCAAGACUGUCUUGGAUCACUUUACAUGGGGCGAUUGUUUCUCUACCAGUGGUGGAUCCAGGGGAAGGAUUCAGGGGGAGGGUCCAGGGGGUCCAGACCCCCCAUAUCAGACCUGACGCUUGUUUGAGGCUGAAAUUCUCACAUCAACAGGAUCGUACAUUACUCUUAACUCGCUGAUUUUUUUCGUGAAACGCGCGUUGUACUUGCCACUAAACUAAAUUCCAGGGAUAUUCAAAAAUGUAAUUGUUUUGGGUACCCUCCUAUGAUCUGUUCGCCUCUGCUCGCCAAGCAGUAUUUCCCGCGCAACCGGCGACCGGCGUUCGCAGAUUGAGAAGCGCGUGCUCGUCUCUGUGAGAAAUAAUUUGCCACAAAAAUUUCAAAAGUCCUUUCUGAACCAAAGUUUGGACGCCCCCCGUCCCCCAUCAAAAAUCCCUGGAUCCGCCCCUCUCUACGUUACUUGAUUCUUGUUUUUGCUGUUGUUGUUAUUAAUUAUUAUUAUUAAUCUGCUGUAUUCAAGAAAAUUCAUUUAUAGUUCAAAAGGUUACGAGCCAGUAAUAAUUAAAAAUAUAUCAGUGUAUGAAAUAAUUGUUUAUUAUUUUGGAUAGUUGUUUGAUGGAAACAAAGACAGAAACACGAUUGUUUACCAAACAUUGAGCCAGCCAAAAACAGCGCGUUAUGUCAGGAUACUUCCGGAGGCUUGGUACGGUCACAUAUCAAUGAGAAUGGAACUCUACGGCUGUUCAGGUAUUUUAAAAAAAAAAAACUGCCUUAGGAUUGUUCAUUUCGCGGCCUUCACACCAUAAUGGAAUCCCAAGUCAUAUACAAUCAAGAAACCCAAAUUGCAGCGAAUACUGCCGAGAUCAACCUCAGUUCAAGUUUUUAAAGUCACCCGCUUUGAUAAGGCAGAACAUACGUGGAGACAAAAAGCUAGGCCGGCUGUCUAGCUAAUCCUGAAUUAUUUUGAAAAUUCCUCAGGGGCGUCUCUAUUUCCUGAAGAGGUCAGAAGGUGUCCUAGUGGACUUUCUCAAAGUCCUACGCUUCUAAUUUCCUCUUCCUGUAGUAACUCACUUGUGCCGCAGAAGACAAAAACAUCUCCCGCUCGUGCUUCGCGCUCGAGAAAUUUUUUUAGCUCGACUUGAGGGUAAGUCUAGUAUCCCAGCUGCAUGUGCAGUCAGCCUUGAUUUAUUUAUUUCUUGUAAGACCUUCCUGACGUGAUCCAAAAGUUUAUGAAACUUUUUUUGAAAUAUGUUGGCUUUUGCUGUAUCAUGACAAACUACCGUUUUGACAUUGAUGCAACAUGUAACAUACAUGUAAAUUUCCUCUACUGAUCUUUCUUACGAUUAGCCUGUGAAGCGCCUCUGGGCAUGGAAAGCGAAGCAGUUACCGAUUCUCAAGUAAGCGCAUCUUCACAACUGGAUGGCCAACAUUCUGCAGCGAAAGCCAGGUUGCAUUUCAAAACAGACGAAAACAAAGAUGGAGGCUGGUCAUCUCACACAAGCGAUCCCAACCAAUGGCUUCAGGUGGAUUUCCGUAGCUAUGCGACAGUAGCACGUAUUGCGACCCAGGGUAGACACGCCCACAAUGAAUGGGUAGUUAACUACAAAUUAAACUAUAGUGAUGAUGGCGUGACAUUCCAAACGUGCAGAGUGCCAGGAACCAAUAUCUCUAAGGUACUGCUCUGUCCUGAAAAAUGGCUCUCUUUCACGCCUUUUUUGCAAGAGUAAGGAACUGGAGCCGAAAUGUGUCCCUCAAUUGUUUCUUGGAUGGAGACUGGGGACUCGCCGUUCAGCUACCGACCAAUUUUUUUUUCCCUGUCCUUAAUAACAAUUCCAGAACUCUUUGCUAAGCCUAUUUUUUUUCUUGUUUUUUAAGUGGCGAAUUGCGUCCUUAUAAUCUUUCUACUUACACAUAAGCUUUUUAAUGAAUUGAACUAAACGAUGUAUUGUUUUCAUUCUGAUUGACAUGCGUACUUUUUACCCGAUUGAAAUAGCGCCUCUCAAGAACUCCUGUUAACAGGGGUUUUCCUCCUACUGCUUGAAAGCAUUUCAUGUUCCCCGAGUCCUGUCGACGUAAGUACACUGUUAAUGUUUGUUUUCUUCGUUUAGGUUUUUGCUGGUAACAAGGACAGUGACAGCGUUGUGACCCAAGACUUGAAUCCGCCAAUCACAGCACGCUUUUUAAGGAUCCUGCCGACCAAGUGGAAUAACCGGAUUUCCCUCAGAAUGGAACUCUAUGGUUGUGCAGGUAUUCUGAAGUAUUUUCUGAGACUUCCUUUACCCAACCUAUCGACUCAGUGUUCUUUAUUUUUUCUUUCACUUGCUUACUAGAAGGCAUGGUAAGCGACAUGUUCUUGUUAUUUUUCUUCUACUUAAUGCAGUCGCUCGUGCAAUAUUUUGGCCACUUUUAUACUGAAUGAACGGAAUGAUAAAGGAAGAAAAGCCUGCACAUUACAAUCCAAACGUAUUUUAGAUUUCAUAUAUUCAUAUUCCUUGUUAUGUUUAAGCUUGCUUCGCCCCACUUGGAAUGGAAAAUAAUGCUAUUUCAGACGGCCAGAUAAGCGCUUCUUCACAAGUGGAUGAAGAUCACGCUGCAAACCAAGCUAGAUUACAUGCUAAGAUAAGUGGCAGCAAAGGCGGUGGUUGGUCAGCUCUCAAAAAUGAUCCUAACCAAUGGCUUCAGGUAGAUCUUGGGACUUACACCAGAGUAACACAUGUGGCUACUCAGGGAAGAAACUCCUUUAGUGGAUGGGUGACUAAGUACUUGUUACAGUACAGCGACGAUGGAUUCGUCUUUCGGUCGUAUGAAGAAGCAGCUAACGCCUCCGCAAUGGUAAGUCUUUGCUCUCGGGCGGAAAGUUUACAUCUCGAACACUACUCAGGUUAAAACUUGAUAUGAUCAGUCGUAUUGCUUCCAGUGGCAACUCCAGCGUUUCAUUGAAGUAGACCCUAACACUAAAAUCAUGACUUUAUAAACAAUACCAACGUCAUGGUAUGCCUUUUUUCCCGCAAGGACUCAGCAAAGUUUUAUACGAGGAGGCUCCGUCCCGAGCUUCAACCCUUUACCCUUUACCCCUCUUACUUACCUUUUUGAGAAUGAAGACUGCUAAGCAGCAGGUUUUUCUCCCUUAAAAUCGAUUUUUUUAAGGCACCCACGUGAGAUUUUCGCACGACGCACACAAGCCUUACAAGCCCAUAGCCCAUAGUGUUUGUUCUUGACCAACGCAAAAAUAACGGUUGUUUUGCUGGACCAGUGCUGAACAUAGCGAUAGCAAGGACGACAGGUUGGUUCCCCAGUUGUGGCAGUUCGGGAGGAUUCAUCGUAAAUGCCAUGCAUCAAUGAUAUUUACAUGUAAAUGUCAAUAGCAGUUCUAUUCAGGACUACGUUCACCGGGACGAUCAUACUCAACCUACUUAUGAAAUUGCUCCUGGGUUCAAACCUUUCACAGUUUCUCAUUACUUUGAUACUACUUUUUUAGAUUUUUGUUGGAAACAAAGACAGCGACACGGUUGUGUACAACAUUUUAAAACCACCAAUCACAGCACGCUACAUUCGAAUUUUGCCGUUGGAAUGGCACAGUCAGAUAUCAUUGAGGAUUGAAAUUUAUGGCUGUCCAGGUAAUCCGAAAUGUGUCGGAAAACAAAAAAUCAUAAUUAAAUAUUUAUACAAAGAGCCUACCUGGAUUUUUUCCCUGUUAGCCCUACUGUCGACUUGUCAUAGUAUUACGACACCAAUCAACUUAAGGCAAAUUUUGGUGGAAUAUCGGUACAGUCUAGUUUGAAAACAAAUUCUCUUCUCUUUGAUUCUGGCGCUUUAAUGAUCCUCACCUAGUUUGCACGAGAUGGCGCUUCUAUUUGUUUUUGUGAAAGAAGUGUUCGAAAAUUAAGUAAGGAAAUUCGCUUCACUUUAGCCAAAGAUUUCUAGGAUGUUUUUAACGCGGUAUUAGAGAUAUUCACGUAUUUAUUCAGGUUGUGUAAAAUCACUUGGAAUGGAAAAUCAAGCCAUUUCCCAUGCCCAAGUAACAGCCUCGUCACAAAUGGACAACACCCAUUCUGCAAGAGAGGCCCGAUUGCAUUCCAAGUCAGAUGGGAACCAAAGAGGUGGCUGGGUAGCUCUCAAGAAUGAUCUCAACCAAUGGCUUCAGGUGGAUCUUGGUACUUUUACCAGAGUAACACGUGUGGCAACUCAAGGAAGGGAUGGGUAUGAUCAGUGGGUGACCAAAUACAGGUUACAGUACAGUGAUGAUGGAGACACCUUUCACUCUUUCAAAGUGAUCACUAUUGACUCUGCGAAGGUAUGGCUGUCUAGCCUGCCAAGCGCGCGUUUUUUUUUUUUUAACGAAAGCUUGGAGGUACCGCGGGAGCCGUAUUGAAAGCAACUGAAAAAGUAAUUGACUGGCCCCAACUCUGUAAGUUUCUCUGUCCAAGAUCGCAGGACAUGAGAUCAUCAUUGCUAUGAAAGCACGAACAGCUCGCAAAUCAAUCUGUAAGUUCUAACUUUUGUUAGAUCAAUUUAGGUUUCCGGGGAACUGCCCACAUACCCCUCCUCUAAGCCAUCAUUUUGCCCUAAUUAAGAGAUAAGUGUUACCUUAUCUUAAGGGAGGGGUAGAUAGCAGUUUCCCAGAAACCUAAAUUGAUCCCUUUUGUUGACGUAUAGCUUUCUGGUAUUUUUCCUAUAUUCAGGUUUUUCCAGGGAAUCAGGAUAACAGCACAGUUGUUUACAACCCACUGAGUCCACCAGUCACGACUCGCUUCAUUCGGCUGAUUCCAGUGGGGUGGCAUAGUCGCAUAUCAAUGAGAAUAGAGAUCUAUGGCUGCCCUGGUACUGAGGAACGAUUUCAUAUAAAUAAAUAAAUAAUGUAUUUUCUCUUUUGGCUUUACUAUUGCCUCUACCACUUUCAUCAUGUCAGUACCUGAAACAUUGCGACUAUCGUCCCAAUCUCGCCUCAUGUAUUUAGUAAUCUGAAGUUCGGAAUCCUUGAAAUUUCCCUCGUGGAAUCCGAUAUCUUAAGGUGACUGAACACAGUUUUGCGGCGGUAACUCGUGUGACGGCGCCUGUUUUAAAUUAGACAAACAAACAUGGCGGCAAAAAAGCAAUGGUACACGGAGGAUAUUUGGCAGAAUUUUCACUUUUAUCGUAUUUUAAAUAAUGAGAGCGUUAAAAUGGAAGUUGAACUGACGAAUUUUGUGACACAUUUAAUAAUUACAGUACAAUUGUAUGAUUGAUUAUCUAAAAACCCGUCUGUUAAAAUUUGGUCUAAUAAGUUUUAAAUGGUAAUGAUUACUUAUAGUAAGGGGUGUGCAAGUUUAAACGAAAAUCUAAUGAACGAAUUUUAUGUAAACUGAGCAAAAGUGAAAUUUUAAGGUUGUAUUCAAUCGCCACAUUUUACCUGUCAAUCAAAAUCUUUCAUCAGUAUAUUUUUCACUUGCCAAGUUUCAGCUUGUGAGCUGCAACCUCUCUCUUGCCAUGAUUUGGCAAAUGACAUUUACUCACAAACUGCCAAAACUGUGUUCAGCCACCUUAAGCUUUAGAAUCCUGAAUCCUGCUAACGAUUAGAAUCUAGAAUCUAAGUUCCACUGUCUAGGAAUGCGGGAUCCAGUGCCUGGGAUCCACAGCGUUGAAUUCAGAAUCCAGGACUGUCUUGGAUCAAUGGACAAUGGGCGACCAAUCGCCAAUCCCUUUAACAAUCAUCUUGAUACCACCGUUAUUCCCAAAAUCUGGAUCUCAACUAUCUCUCUAUUGUCUUUCCUCGACUACAGCCCCUGUUGCUAAGGUUUCGCCGUGACUGGAAAUAUCGUUGAAAAGCUUGUUUUUCCCGCUCUUAACAAUUUAGGUUGUACAGCAGCACUUGGAAUGGCUCUUGGAACAAUCACUGAUGCCCAGAUAAGCGCGUCUUCAAAACUGGACAACACCCAUUCUGCUGCGCAAGCCAGGCUGUAUUCCAAAGCGGUGGGAAGCAAAUUUGGAGCCUGGUCAGCCCUUGAAAAUGAUCAUCAUCCUUGGCUUCAAAUAGAUUUCGGUAGCUCCACUAAAAUAACGCGACUGGCCACUCAAGGGAGAAAUGGCGUUAAUGAGUGGGUGACCAGGUACACGUUAGAGUUCUGUGAAGAUGGUGUGAAUUUUCAUCGUUACAAGGUAAAUCAAUAUGACUUAGAACCCAUUUCGAAGGAGAAAAACAUGUCCCGAGUGGGUACCACUGGUGAGCCAAGGUUUCCUACAUUUCUUUACCAAACUUGGCUAACCUUCUACAUGACAAACAAAACAUUGGCCCGGCUAGAAAUAUGAGCCGCCUAGCUGGGUUGACCGUCCUAGCUGAGUUAACGUUUUUCCAUUUAAACUUUUUGCCUUGUCUAUCUGGGCCACCUCGGUGAGGGACAGACAAUCAGAGCAUAAAUAUAACAAGUGCCAUUGUUAGCUCUCGACUCGGCAAAAGGGUCACCUUUUUUCUCACAUAAACUCUCGCUUAAGUUGACCUGGCUGGAAGUGGGUGACCCUCUUUCCCUUGACAACCUUUCUUUUCAUGAAAGAGGCCCUAGUAAGAUUUGGGUGGCUUACCGUAUCAUUUUCUAAAAUGCCCUUUCAGAUACAGUAAGGCAUUUUGACUUCAAAAAACCUUUUUGGAUGCUACGGUUGUCAACAUUGCAUCUGUGUUCUAUACGAAAGAUGUCAGUUAUCGAUUGGCAAUGACACCCAGCUGUAACUAAAAUGUACUGUUAUCGUUAAACGUCAGACUAGCUAAAAGCUCCCUACUUGUGUAAUUUGAAAUAGUUUUAAAACAAUCUCGUUCUUAAAACCUUUGUUUGCUUUGUAGGCCUUUCAAGGAAAUCAAGACAGUGACACUGUUGUAUACCACACUCUGAUUCCACCAAUCACAGCUCGGUUCAUUCGGCUGUUGCCUCUUGAGUGGCACAAUCACGUGUCUUUAAGAACGGAGGUCUACGGUUGUCCAGGUGCUGUUACGCAAAAUUGCAACACUUAAUUAGAACAAAAAAAGCAAGCUUUCAUCUUUUUCAUCACGUAAGAUGGAAUAUUUUAUUUCAGUAUCUGCUUGAGCCCUGGGCCGUAUAUAAAAGACUACCAGAACUUACAGUAAAUGUUAAUCUGACUGAGUUGCUCUAACAACUUUCACCCUACGAGCAGAGUCUUUUCUUACCUUAUUCAUCUGUUCAUUAGAAGGAGAAAAGGAGGUUCUGCCAGAAUGGCAACAAGCCUUUGAGGUUGCCGCAGCCCCAACUUCCGGACUAUUCGGUUUUGUUUUCUCUCGUCAAAAUGGUUUUGUCCAGUGCAAGCAUCCGUUUAUUGACAAACCGAUGGUUACAACCGAGCCCUCUGUAGCAUGCGCAUGGGUAGUAGGUCUGGGUUCGAAACUCUAUCUUAGAAACAUGCCGCACAUGCUAAACAAAGAUGUUACUCGAUUCAUGCCGGGUUUUUCUCGAGUACGCCACAAUCAAGCAAGCGAUAGAAAAGGAGCUUUGCUGGUAGGGUGCCUGCAAAUCUACUGGUAGUAACUUUUGAUAUAUUUUUAAAUUUAGGUUGCGUUGACCCUCUCGGCAUGGACAGUGGAGCAAUAACUGAUGCCCAAAUAAGUGCUUCCUCGCAGUGGGAUAACAAUCAUGCUGCAUCACGGGUCAGGCUGCACAUGCAGUAUCAAAGAAGGGGAAGUAAAAGAGGAGCCUGGUCAUCUCGCACAAAUGAUCUUAACCAAUGGCUUCAGAUAAACCUUGGUGGUUACUCUACAUUAACUCGUGUCGCAACACAAGGGAGAAGUGAUCACGAUCAAUGGGUAACUAAGUACAGAUUGCAGUACAGUGAUGAUGGAGUGAUCUUCCAGUUCUAUAAAGAGCCACAUCAGACUUCACCAAAGGUAUGUAAAUAGGGAGUUUAAGCAACAACGUCUUUGAGCGCCGGAUGUCAAGCGAAAGUGAGGCCUUUUCCCUUUCAGUAUGCCUUGACGCCAGCAGGUUUUCAUUGUUAAGUGUCUUGACGCUUAUACAGACGAUUUGCCCAAGACUUCAGGCAAAAACCGCCUUCUAAGAAUGCAAAAAGUCCGCUUCCGCUUGACGUGCGUCACUCAAAAACGUGAGAUGUCGCUCUUAUAGCUGUUCCCUCCUUUGAAAGCAGUUUGAAGAAGAAAAAUGCGGAUUUACGUUCUCCUUAAGCAGAACAUAAGUGCAUUUCGCUUGAGUAGACCUAAGUACCCGCUAUUUUUACUUAUAAAAGCGCUUCAUUUUCUGAGAAAAUGUGAUUAUUCAGCUUUUUGGAAACACUGCUAUUGCGCGCAAGAAUACGGUCGAACCUCUAUUUAACUGCCUCCUAUUACGCAGUCACUCUGAGGACAAAAUUGUCAGUAAAUCCCUGUAAGUAAAAACUCUAUUAAGCGACCACUUAGGUGUCCUCAUAGAGAGUGGCACCUUACAACUGGCUUGACUGAAUCUUAUCCCACUUAUAGCAGAGCUGUCGCUUGCUUUGGCGCACCAUAGGUAAGAAAAUUUAGUCAUCUAUGUAUCCAAGAAAUUCCGGUUCUGACAAAAUUAUCUGUCCGUACGUCCGUACGUCAGUCCGUAAGUACGUACGUCCGGCCCAUCAUGUUAGCGGAUGUGGAAUGUCUUACUAGCUUAAAAAUCCAAGGUAUAUACAAAUUGUGUUUAACUUGAUACUGGGCAUCCAUGUCGUGAUCAGUCGACAGCUAUUAAAAUAAGGUAUCCGCUGACUAGUGUCACAUGGCUGUAUCGCUGGCUCAAAUGUACAACUCGUUGAGUUGAGGGUUUCUUUUUAAGUUCUCCGCCUACCAGUUAUGGUAUUCAAGUGAUAUCAGGCUCAGAAAACUUCAGAGCGACUUUCUCUUAAAAGUUCCCACAAGAGCAUCGCUUUUGGCCUUGGCUAAAUCUAUUUAGUAAAAUCCAACUAGUGGUCUAUUAUCGAUGCUGCGUUCUGAUUGGUUGAGCUACUACUAGGCUAAAUGUUAGAGCCCACUAGUAGCGAAAAGCGCCGGCUUUUUGGCGGCAAAAAGGAUUCAAGUCUUGCUUUAACUAGCUAAAAGUUUUUUUUUGUCUCGAUAUUUUUGACCAACUGGUUGAUUUUACUAAAACAAUUAUUCCUCUCGCCCUCAUGGCCUCUGAGUCAAUAGCUCAUUCGGGCUCGAGGAAUAAUUGUUAAAUAUUUCUUUAUAUUGAUAAAUUUAUGUUUCAAAGUGGGAAGAUAGUAUGACCUUUCUAACGACCAACAGACUUCUUUUUGACAAUUUUUCUUACAUCUAGCAUAUUCUGCUUGGACUUUAAAGUAUUAUCCAAGGCAUAACUACGUGCCUGAAAUUGUUUUCACUGAAUCACUGCAGGUUUUCCUCGCAAAUAAAGACCGUAACACCAUUGCUUACAACAUGUUGAAUCCACCCAUUACAACGCGCUUCAUUCGAAUCAAACCGAUGGAGUGGCGUGGACACAUAUCCAUGAGGAUGGAGAUCUACGGUUGUACAGGUAUUCAAACUUACAUUGCUCGCUUACUUGCACAGUAAUACUGUCUACAGUACUUGCUACUUAUAAUGAAUCCGGUGCUGAUUGCAACACGCUCCAUUCCAACCUAACCGCUUAAGUUACGCUACCGCGUUUCCAUCACGAUGAAGAACUACGACUUUUUAGUGAUUCAAGCUUCAGGCAUUAUCCACACGAAUAGAGGAUGGCUGAAACCUCAUACCUAGGCAAUUCGAUCGAAAUUCGACAAUAUGCAGUGUCAAUCGGCUACACGAAUUUGCAAAUCAGUCGAAUCCAAGACAAAAAUACAUUGUGGAGGGGUUUCAGAUGUCGUUUCCGGUUAGCGGAUUUGCUAAUUUCGUGUGAAAGGAAGGCCUAUUCGUGUAAAAAAAAUGUGGUUUAAAAAAUAUCCGGGUUCUUCUGAAUGGGGCCGUCCUUACAUGAAAGCUAUACUGAUGCGUUCUGAUUGAACGAAACAGCUGUCUGUGGCUGCCACCAGGAGACAUGGCUGUGCGCGUGUUGUUGGAGUGUGUCACUUUCCUUGGGCAUUGAUCUUGCAUCACUACCGGUCCACUAUCUGCUUACCAGAGCCGCAGCUAGUGGAGGGGAAGGGGGGCAGCCGCCCCUGGAACUGUUGACCCAGACAAAUCAAGUCUGUGGAUGGAUUUGUUCUCUUUAGACUCAGGGGAGGAUACAGACCCCCCCUAAAAGGUUCAUGCCUUCGGCAGUCGCGAUAAUUCCCCCCACCUCGUGACAGAAAAAACCUAGCUACGGCCCUGCUUACUUGGCUUAAAGAAAACCUGCAACGUCCCAGUUCCUUGACAAUUAGAAAGUCAUAAGCUAUAAUUCACUCUGCAGUUUGAAAGGGUUGAUUGGUCUACGUUACUUGGGUUUUGUAGAAAAGAGUAUCCAAGGAGAGGUAAUCCAACCAAAUCAGACAAAUCUAGGUUGUACGACACCGCUUGAUAUAGAAAAUAGAACGAUCCCUUAUUCAUGGAUAGCCGCCUCGUUAUCACGUGAUAACAAACACAUUGCUUGGGGAGCCUCCGCGUAUAAAAGUUUGUUGAGUAGCCCGGCAGUUUGAGAGAGCGGCUGGAUCUUGCUUAUUUGGGUUUUCUACAGAAAGGGACAAAACCAUGCCUAAUUAGCGAGGGUAUUAAGCUUUUUUGAUGUUUCUGCCUCUAAAACAAAUCUAGGCUGUACGACACCGCUUGGUAUGGAAAAUGGAGCGAUCCAUGAUUCCAGGAUAACCGCUUCAUCGUCACUUGACAACAAACACACCGCUUUGCAAGCAAGGCUGCAUCUGACAGCUGAUUCCAGGACGGGGGGAGGGUGGUCGGCUCUUAAAGAUGACUUUUAUCAGUGGCUUCAGAUAGAACUUGGUGGUUACACAACUGUAACACGUGUAGCGACCCAAGGAGGGAAUGGACGAAACGAAUGGGUGACACAGUACAGAUUGAAAUAUAGCCGUGCAGGAAAUAUCUUCAUGUAUUAUAAGCUGAGGGAAAACAGCUCAGCAAUGGUAAGUAUACACAAAGCUCAGUCGUGUUCGUUAGAUUUGUGGCGAUUUGUGGGUUUUGUCGUUAACCGUAACUGCAAUCUUUGACAAAGCCACUGAAGGCGAACGUUACAUAGUCUACAGGUGUAUAUAUGUGUAUCUAAAGAGGCAAACAACAUUGACUCCAGAAGUGGGGGUGUAAUAUUUGUUGGUUCGUUACAUAUAAUAUACGUUAAAAUGCUUGGAAAGCAUUUAACGUGAUAUUUUUCUCUAGGGUUGGAAUAAGUAAUCUCGAAAGCCGUAAAGCGGUAGGGAAUAUGACAUUAUCCAUCAGAGCUAGAGGGAGGUUGAUUGGUUUGCUGUUAAUUCUAAGUUAGGCUGUUCGCAGUACCCUAUUUUUUCGUAAGAUCGGCCAUCUUGGUUUCAUAUUUACUGAGGGGGAGGCAGGGUCGGGGUUUGUAGCGGUGGGGAGGGAGGCCUCCUCCCAAACCGUCCUCCGCCUCCUAAGUAGAUUUGACAUUCAUCUCCAGGCGAAACAUUUGAAGCCAAGAUGGCCGCCCGUAACGCAGGGCGCUCGAUCUCGAUGAUCUUAUGAAAAAAUAGCGGUGGUGUCCAAUUCCAACUCGUCGCCGAAAACAGUUGGAGUGACUGUGGUUCAUUCAGUUUGUCACGAUUAGCCGGGAUUUACUUGAAAUGAGAAAGUGAAAACUAGUAGGCUUGUUUUCCCCUUUUAGGUGUUUGAAGGCAAUAAAGACAGUAACAGCGUUUCUACAAACAGAUUAAGCCAGCCGAUCAGAGCACGCUACCUUCGUUUUAUACCAAUAGAGUGGCAUAAUCACAUAUCAAUGAGAGUAGAGAUCUACGGCUGCCCAGGUGUGAUACACUUCCAAAUAAUUUUCUCAGAGUUGUAUGUAAGCUACAAUGCUGUGUGAGCGGUAGUGAUUAAUUUGAAUUGGCAUGUUGAAAAUAACCGUGGUUAGCACCCUAUGGAGCGCUUAUUUGCUGGUUUACCCGCGGAAAAGAAAUAAUCCUUUGUAAUCUACCUAGCAUUAAAGUUAGCCUUACGUUUGCCCUAGGAGUAACCACGACGGCGACGGCUGCUAAAACGUCACUAAUAUAAAGUGAUUUCGCACUAACUGUUUCAAACCGCACCGCGCUAACAUUCCAUCACGUUCAAGUUAUCAAAUGUUGGCAAAUUUUCUGGGGUUAAAUCAGUUCUAAAACAACUGUAUGCAAGUUCAGAGAAAGAAAAAAAUUCGUCAUCUUGCCUUAACGUCCUCCACAAAAAUAUGAAAUUAGGCAAUUCCACUUCGUAGUUGUGCCGACGGCAAAGAAAUGUAGAAAAAAGCGUGAUGGAUUUGCAAAGUUGCUGUUUUGCUUAUAUUAAACCUAUUGCUUUUUCGCUGUUCUGGCUGCCCACGCCGUCGUCGUCGCUUAAGCUCCCUAUUAUUAUGGUUAAGUUGUCUUGUGUAACUGCAGCUAAUAGUUUCUCUAUGAUUGUUUAUGUCCAAAUGGAUAAAUGGAUAAAGAACGGAUUGGAUCACAAAUUGAACUUUUUAAUACAUUUUUCGUUAAAUUUUCCACUUCCAGACAGAACAAAGAAACAACAUAUGGAUUUUUGGUAUGACCGUUCAAAAUACGACUUGAUGUGUUUUAGUUUCACGUGGUCACAUUCAUUAAAAGUGUUUUACGUAACGCACUUAUGGAGAGUUUUGCUUGAGCUAUGACUUUAUAUUCUUUUGGGCUAUAUCAGAUUUGAUCCCUUCAAACACACCGGCCCAAAAGAUGAAGUUUUAUUAUAAACUGUAUUAUUGCACCAUACAGGUUGUAUAGCACCACUUGGUAUGGAAAAUAAACAAAUAUCAGAUGCCCAGAUCAGUGCAUCGUCUUUGUCUGAUGAGAAUAGCUCUCCAAGCAAGGCCAGGCUACACCUCAAAGAAGAUCAAAACCUACCUGGAGGGGGUGGGUGGAGUGCCCUUAAAAACGAUCUCCACCAGUGGCUACAAGUGGAUCUUGGAGGUUACACCACAUUAACACGUGUAGCGACUCAGGGGAGGACUGGGUCCAAUGAGUGGGUGACCAAUUACAAGUUACAGUACAGUGAUGAUGGAAUGAACUUCCAGUUUUACAACGAACAUGGAGACAAGUCAGCUAAGGUAUCUUCACACACGUAUUAUGUAAAAUACUUUAAAGGCAACCAGAUGUUUUUAAAUCAGUUCUCAUUACAACAAGCUAAGCUACCUCGAUCGUCCAAUAUGUUUUGUUUAGACCCUGUGUGAAGUCAUAACCCGUUUUCUAUGGCAACAUAGCUGGCAAACAAUGACUAAAUUGUGAACAGUUUUUUCAGGACUAGGCCAAACAUAUUUAACCAAGCAUUGAAGUGAGAGACUUGUUGGCCGCUUAUUUGCUCUUAGGGUUAGGGUUUAAGGUUUCACUGUUUCAUUGCUUAUUACAGGUUUUUACUGGAAACGAUGACAGUGAUACUGUUGUGUAUAAUGCACUCAGUCCACCAGUCACUACGAUGUUUGUUCGUGUAUUGCCUAUAGCUUGGAACAGUCGUAUAUCUAUGAGGAUAGAGCUGUAUGGUUGUCCAGGUAAUUUGAGUAUGUUAAAGAGGAGCGGUGUCGUCAGGAUGGUCAUGUUUGUAUUCCAAAACAAUCAGACGGCGGCCAUUUUGUUUUCCAUGCAGGUCUUUUGCGUGCUGAACUUUUCUGUAAACCCUUUUUUCAAUAAAUAUCCAUAGAGACAGGCCAGGUCUGUAAAAACGCCCUUUAAAAGUUUUUUGGCUUCCAAACAUUGCUCUACAAUUUGUUUUGGGACGACUAUAAUACCUAAGAAAAAUUUAAAACAAAAGUAAUGCGAAAUUUAAGGGGGAAAAAAAGGUCGAUAUCACUGUUGUUCCUGCUGUCGCUAUUCUAGCUCUUGACACUAUUGUCGCUGUCAUCAUUGUUGUCACUGUUGUCUUUAUUGUUACUGUUGUUACUGUUGUCAGUGUUGUCACUAUUGUUGCUGUUGUCACUGUUGUCGCUGUUGGCUCAUGUUGUUGCUGUAGUCAUGACUGUUGUUCCAGUUGUUGCUGUUGUCACCAUUUUUGCUGUUCUCGCUGUCCUCACUGUUGUCGCUACUGUCACUGUUGUAACUUUAAUCGUUGCUGACGCUGUUGUCUCUGUAGUCCCUACUGUCACUAUUGUCACUAUUUUCGUUUUUUCACUGUUGUUCCUGUUCUCACAGUUGUCACUGAUGUUGCUGUUGCCACGGUUAUCUCUGGUGCCGCUGUUGUCGCUGUUGGAACUGUUAUCACUGUUGUUGUUGUUAUCGCUGUUGUUGCUGUUGUCACUUUUGUCACUGUGUUUACUAUUGUCACUGUUGUUGCUGUUGACGUUGUUGUCAUUGUUGUCAAUGAUGUCUCUGUUAUCACUGUUGUCACCGUUGUUGCUGUUGUCACCAUUGUCGCUCUUGUUGCUGUUCUCACUGUUGUCACUGUUGUCGCUGUUGUCACCAUUGUCACCAUUAUCACUGUUGUCGCUGUUGUCACUGUUAUCAUCGUUAUCACUGUUUUCACUGUUGUCACCAUUCUCACUGUUGUCGCUGUUGUCACCAUUGUCACUGUUGUCACCUAUUGUCACUGUUGUCACCGUUGUCACUAUUGUCACCGUUGUCCCUGUUGUCACUCUUCUCACUGUUGUCAUCAUUCUCACGGUUGUCACUGUUAUCACCGUUGUCACUGUUGUCACUGUUGUCACUGUUGUCUCUGUUGUCACCAUUGUUGCUGUUGUUGCUGUUGUCACUGUUGUCGCCGUUGUCACUGUUGUCACCGUUGUCACUGUUCUCACUGUUGUCGCUGUUGUCACUAUUCUCACCAUUGUCAUUGUUGUCAUUGUUGUCAACGUUGUCAGUGUUGUCGGUAUUGUCACUGUUGUUACCGUUGUCACUGUUGUCACCACUGUCGCUGUUCUUACUGUUGUCAGCGUGUCACUCUCGUCACCGUUGUCACCGUUGUCACUGUGGUCACUGUUGUCGCUGUUCUCAGCGCUGUCGCUGUUGUUGCUGUUGUCGCUGUUGUCACUGUUGUCGCUCGUCACUGUUGUCACAGUUGUUGCUGUUGUCACAAGUGUCACUGUUGUCACUAUUGUCGUCGUUCUCACGGUUGUAACUGUUAUCACCGUUGUCACUGUUGUCACUGUUGUCGCUGUUGUCACUGUUGUCACCGUUGUCACUGUUCUCACUGUUGUCGCUGUUGUCACUAUUCUCACCAUUGUCACUGUUGUCACUGUUGUCACCGUUGUCACCGUUGUAACUGUUGUCACUGUUUUCACCGUUGUCAUCGUUGUCACUGUUCUCACCAUUGUCAUCGUUGUCACUGUUCUCACCAUUGUCACUGUUGUCACCGUUGUCACAGUUCUCACUGUUGUCACCGUUGUUGCUGUUGUCACUGUUGUCACCGUUCUCACUGUUGUCACCACUGUCACCGUUGUCACUGUUAUCACUGUUGUCACCGUUGUCGCUGUUGUUGCUGUUGUCACCGUUGUCACUGUUGUCAUUGUUUUCACCGUUGUCCAUGAGAGGACACAGAGGCUUUUUACUGGAAGUACCAUCCCACGCAGGGAUGUUUUCUCCGCGGGCAGCUAAUCCGACUUAAUCCCAUUUAAUAUGUCGCUCUCCUCGAAAGUGCGAAAAUUUUCUUGUCGUGUAUUAGAUUUCAGAUACAUUUUCUUAAUCUUCAUUUCGCGACAGAAUAAAUUAGUUUGCGCGCAAAGGGCUCCUAAAAAAAUCACAAGGUUUGUCUCACUUCGAGUCCACCUUCUGGAGAUACGCCGGCUUGGUAGCUGGAAUACAUUGCCGAGGCGAAGAUCUGGCAUUUUUUCCUCCUCGUCGUAUUUUCUUCACGACAAAUGUUUAUAUUUGUUGUGAGAAUGCAGCGCAUAUCGGUGGAUUUUACUUCAUGUGGCUUGCUAUUUCUGAAAGAAGAGUGCUGGAUUUCAUCGUUUUGUUCAUGUUUAUUAGUGUUGGCAAAUGUAAGGUAAAUGAACCGACCACUGUAAGGUAAGAAUUGAAGUUUUAAAUUUGUUACUCGGCGAAAAAUCGUGGAAUUGGAAUUCGUGAAACUCGUGAGUAUCACCUCUGUUACCUAAUGUCAUGCGAUGACCCCUCGCUUUUUCGAUGCGUAACACGGAUACAAGCGAUAAAUUUCUUUCGCAAAAUGAAGUAUAAUUUACUUAACAAGACCAUUUGACGAAUAUUUCUGGUUAUAUGCUUUAUUCAUAUUUGCUUGGCUUAUUCAGGCUACAUGCCAUGAAAUUGAUGACAAUGUUUGUGUUCUAUAAUUAUGCUGAUAAGUUUUUGCACCUUUUUAUUGAAACUCAUGUAAGCCAAACGUUUGUUAACUCUAGCAAAACACUCUUCUAUUAUGGAGGAACUUUUAACGUCUUUCGGGGUCCUAAUAUGGUGUCAAAUUUUUAGGGGAAACAAAGCUUGAUUUUUGACCAAACAGACUAUAGCAUUUUUGUCUUUAAAGAGAGCGCGAGGCAAACGUCCGUGAGUACAGUGUAAGCCAGUGAUUCUUUAGGUAGAGCUAACAAACAUAGGCUGCACUUUAAGUGGCACACCCAUGGGUGCAGUGUAACCAAGUGAUUCUUUAGGUAGAGCUAACAAACAUAGGCUGCACUUUAGGUGGCACACCCAUGGGUGCAGUGUAACCCAGUGAUUCUUUAGGCAGAGCUAACAAACAUAGGCUGCACUUUAGGUGGCACACCCAUGGGUGCAGUGUAACCAAGUUAUUCUUUAGGCAGAGCUAACAAACAUAGGCUGCACUUUAGGUGGCACACCCAUGGGUGCAGUGUAACCAAGUGAUUCUUUAGGUAUAGCUAACAAACAUAGGCUGCACCUUAGGUGGCACACCCAGGGGUGCAGUGUAACCCUGUAAUUCUUUAGGCGGAGCUAACAAACAUAGGCUGCACCUUAGGUGGCACACCCAUGGGUGCAGUGUAACCCAGUGAUUCUUUAGGUAGAGCUAACAAACAUAGGCUGCACUUUAGGUGGCACACCCAUGGGUGCAGUGUAACCAAGUGAUUCUUUAGGUAGAGCUAACAAACAUAGGCUGCACUUUAGGUGGCACACCCAUGGGUGCAGUGUAACCCAAUGAUUCUUUAGGCAGAGCUUACAAACAUAGACUAUACAGGUGUACAUCAGAUGGUAACAAGUUUUCCAGUUAAAACUUUGUCAUAAAGUGCCACACCAUGGCACUUCGACUAUUUCAUUAUCGCGCUUGUUUUGACGCACAAUUGAUAGUCAGGAGAAGUCGUAUUGUCUAAAACCAUAGCAAAAGACAAAUUUACACACAUCACAGCGUUAAGGUAAGGUAAUACACGGUAUUUCCUUCAGGUACAUUUACAUUUUCUGUUAGGUUAUAAGCGAUUAAAUCGCAUGCAGCGACGAACAAAACGCGAAGCCGUCAAAUAUUCUAGAACUGUGUUAUUUACAGUUCUGUGCAUUAUUAUUGCUUAACUAACUAACUACGAGCUGAUGGAAAUAAGUUUCGGCCGCUUUAAAUUUUAAAACAAUUCACUGGUACUGUAUAGUGAUAAUUGGAGCGAAAAGUUAGCACGCGAGCAGGGCGAUUCUGCUGUGGUUUCUGUAAUGUAGAAGAUAUUACGGCAAUGAGGCUCCCGAGGUCCGUUCUGGAAAUCACAACUACAUGUAGGAUGAAAUGUAUUCUACGUGCAGACGUCUCCUUUUCCAGGUUAGGUUAAAUAAACCCGUACCAACUAUUUGUUUCACAAAGCUCCCGCGAGACGGUUUCUUGGUUUAUUAAUUUUUCCGAUCCAUUUUUUUUUCAGCUCUAUUUUCGCGGCUUUUGCGAUACAAACUAAAUUCAUUUUUAGUUGUGAUGGCAUUACACUGCUUAAUCAAGACGGCUUUGGUAGAAACUGAAUAUAUUGCGCUUCGCGAUUUCGCAAAAUCGCUGCGGGAAUUAAAAAAUAUUUUCUUCCAAAAAAGCGUUUUCACGCUUCUUUCUCUAGUCAAUUAUCUCGUUUGUCUCGUUUUCUAAAGGUCCUGAGAACAGAAUAAGACAAUAUUUUAUUACCUACAACCUAAAAACCUGAUUUUUGACCAGAUCGAAACAAAACUGGCCUCUGAAAUGGAAGAAGAAAAGCCUUUUAUUUUUGCCGGCUUCGGUCUGCCGACGCGAUCGUGUCUGUUUUGCUUUCAUAUGAUGACAUUUUCCUGACAGAAGGGUGUCGGAAAAAACACCUCGCGCUGAUCAUACGUGACAAAAUCCGCCGCGCCUAAGCUAAUUAAGAAAAGUCUCCUCGAAAGCUCCAUACAAUUCCUUAUAACAAAAUUAUAAGGAAUUGUAUGGAGCUCUCCGGGAUACUUACAGUGCAAGCCCUGUGUGUCUUCUCAUGCUGUUGUCAUUGUUGUCGCUAUUGUCCCUGUUCUCACUAUUGUCACUGAUGUCACUGUUGUCACCGUUGUCACCAAUACAAUACACCAAUACAAUACAAUGUUCUUUAUUUUGAGAGGGUAGAUACAUGAUUAACCCAGUAAAGAGUUUUCUAACACAUGGCAACACCGUUGUCACUGUUCUCAUAGUUGUCACUGUUGUCACUGUUGUCACCGUUUUCACCGUUGUGAUCGUUGUCACUGUUGUCACUCUUUUUACCGGUGUCACUGUUGUCACCGUUUUCAUUGUGGUGGCUGUUCUCACCGUUGUCACUGUUGUCACCGUUGUCACCGUUUUCACUAUAGUCACUGUUGUCAACAUUGUCUCUGUUGUCACUGUUGUCACCUGUUGUUACUGUUGUCGCCGUUGUCAGUGUAGUCACCGUUGCCGCCUUUGUCACUGUUGUCACUGUUUUCACCAUUGUCACUGUUGUCACCGUUGUCACUUCUCACUGUUGUCGCUGUUAUAACCGUUUUCACUGUUGUCAAUGUUCUUACCGUUGUCACCGUUGUCACUGUUGUCACCGUUGUCGCUGUUGUCGCCUUUGUCAAUGUUGUCACUGUUGUCACCGUUGUCACUGUUGUCACUGUUGUCACUGUUGUCACUGUUGUCACCGUUGUCACUGUCGUCACCGUUGUCAGUGUUGUCGCUGCUGUAACCGUUUUCACUGUUGUCACUGUUGUCAUCGUUGUCACUAUUGUCAGUAUUGUCGCUGUUGUAGCCGUUGUCACUGUUUCCACCGUUGUCACCGUUGUCACUGUUGUCACCGUUGUCACAAUUGUCACUGUUGUCACCGUUGUUCCUGUUGUCACUGUUGUCACCGCUGUCACCGUUGUCACUGUUAUCACUGUAGUUACUGUUGUCACUGUUGUCGCUGUUGUCGCUGUAGUCACCGUUGUCACUGUUGUCACCGUUGUCACUGUUGUCACCGUUAUUGCUGUUGUCACUGUUGUCACCAUUGUCACCGUUGACACUGUUAUCAGUGUUGUCACCGUUGUCACUGGUCUCGCUGCUGUCGCUGUUGUCACUAUUGUCACUGUUGUCAUUGUUGUCACCGUUGUCACUGUUGUCAUCAUUGUCGCUGUUGUCACUGUUGUCACUGUUGUCACCGUUGUCACUGUUGUCACCGUUUUCACCGUUGUCAUCGUUGUCACAGAGUGUUGUCACUGUUUUUACCGUUGUCACUGUUUUCACCGUUUUCAGUAUUGUGGCUGCAUGUUCUCACCGUUGCCACUGUUGUCAGCAUUGUCUCUGUUGUCACUGUUGUCACCGUUGUCACUGUUGUCACCUGUUGUCACUGUUGUCACCGUUGUCAGUGUAGUCACCGUUGUCGCCGUUGUCGCCUUUGUCACUGUUGUCACUUUUUCCACCGUUGUCACUGUUGUCACCGUUGUCACUGUUGUCGCUAUUAUAACCGUUUUCACUGUUGUUAAUGUUCUCACCGUUGUCACCGUUGUCACUGUUGUCACCGCUGUUGCUGUCACCAUUGUCACCGUUGUCACUGUCGUCACCGUUUUCACCAUUGUCGCGGUUGUCACCCUUGGCACUGUUGUAACCGUUGUCAGUGUUGUUGCUUUUGUCACCGUUGUCACUGUUCACUGUUUUCACCGUUGUCACCGUUGUCACUGUUCUCACCGUUGUCACCGUUUUCACCGUUGUCAUCGUUGUCACUGGUGUUGUCACUGUUGUCACCGUUGUCACUGUCGUCACCGUUUUCAGUGUUGUCGCUGUUGUCACCCUUGUCACUGUUGUCACUGUUGUCACCGUUCUCACUGUUGUCACCUGUUCUCAGCAUUGUCACUGUCGUCACCAUUGUCGCUGUUGUCGCCUUUGUCAAUGUUGUCACCGUUGUCACCGUUGUCACUGUUGUCACCGUUGUCACUUUUCUCACUGUUGUCACCGUUGUCGAUGUUGUCACCGUUGUCAUUGUUGUCACCGUUGUCACUAUUGUCGCUGUUGUCACCAAUGUCACUGUUCUCAUUUUUGUCACCGUUGUCACUGUUGUUAUCGUCGUUACUGUGUUCACCUUUGACACCGUUUUCACCGUUGUCACUGUUCUCACCGUUGUCACUGUUGUCACCGUUUUUACCGUUGUCAUCAGUGUCACUGUUGUCACUGUAACAACUUGUAACCGUUUUCAGUGUUGUCGCUGUUUUAACCAUUGUCGCUGUUGUUACCGUUGUCACCUUUGUCACCGUUGUCACUGUUGUCACCUUUGUCACCGUUGUCACUGUUGUCACCAUUGUCACUGUUGUCACUGUUGUCACCGUUGUCACUGUCGUCGCUGUUGUCACCGUUUUCAGUGUUGUCGCUGUUGUCACCAUUGCCACUGUUGUCACCGUUCUCUCUGUUGUCACCUGUUGUCAGCAUUCUCGCUGUCGUCACGGUUGUUAUGUUGUCGCCUUUGUCAAUGUUGUCACUGUUGUCACCGUUGUCACUGUUCUAACUGUUGUCACCGUUGUCACUGUUGUCAGCAUUGUCACUGUUGUCACUGUCGUCGAUGUUGUCACCGUUGUCACCGUUGACACUAUUGUCGCUGUUGUCACCAAUGUCACUGUUGUCAUUGUUGUCACUGUUGUCAUCGUUGUUACUGUCGUCACUGUUGACACCGUUUUCACCGUUGUCACUAUUGUCACUUUUGUCACCCUUCUCACUGUUGUUACUGUUGUCACCAUUGUCAAUGUUGUCACUGUUGUCACUAUUGUCACCGUUGUCACUGUUGUCACCUGUUGUAAGCAUUCUCACUGUCGUCACCGUUGUCGCUGGUGUCGCCUUUGUCAAUGUUGUCACUGUUGUCACUGUUGUCACCGUUUUCAGUGUUGUCGCUGUUUUAACCAUUGUCACUGUUGUUACCGUUGUCACCUUUGUCACCGUUCUCGAAAGAGUUCUCAGAUGCAGUUGUAAAGUGUUUUAAUUUUCUUUGACCUUUGUUUCUUACGGCUAAAUUAAGACAAUUCCAGCGCUUUGAAGUUUCAAAACGCCAUUUCGGCAAUUUGGUCAUCAAUUAUGCUCUUUCUAAAGCGGAAAUCACAAUCACUUUACAUGUACGUCUUCUCCAGUUUGCCAUCUGCUCCCUAAAUUGGGAAAUAUAAGCGAAGGCUCAUCUAACAUGAUUGACAUAUGUAUGGCCCUCGACCAAUCCGUUUCCCCGCACACUGGUGUGCGGACCAUUCAAAAUACCGGGGUUUUCUGGCAGGCGGUAUUUCAACCGCCUCGUCCCUACUCCUUUUUUUUGGAACACGGCUCCGCCGCCAAAACUUUAAUCUCGCACCCACAAAAUACCGCCAGCUACACAGGCUACUGUUGUCACUGUUGUCACCGUUGUCACUGUUGUCACUGUUUUCACCGUUGUCACCUGUUGUCACUGUUGUCACCGUUGUCAGUUUUGUCGCUGUUGUCACUGUUGUCACUGUUGUCACCGUUGUCACUAUUGUUACUGUUAACACCGUUGUCAAUGUUGUCACUGUUUUCACCGUUGUCACCGUUGUCACUGUUGUCAUUGUUGUCAUUGUUGUCACCGUUGUCACUGUUGUGAUCGUUGUCACUGUUGUCAGCGUUGUCACCGUUAUCACUGUUGUCACCGUUGUCACUGUUUUCACUGUUGUCGCUUUUCUUACUGUUGUCACCCUUUGUCACCGUUGUCGCUGUUGUUACUGUUGUCGCUGUUGUCGCUGUUGUCACUGUUGUCAACGUUCUUUAAUCUUUAAUCACAGUUCGUAACCAUACAUAACUGAUACAAAUGAACUAAUACUAACAUAUACAAUCGAACAAAAAUACAAAAAUGGUUAACAGGACGGUAGUAGGGGGAAACCAAAUUCCCAUUCUAAGACAUACCUUCCAAAACAGAAAAAGAAAAAAAUAAUAAUUAAUUAAUAUAUAAACAUAUAUUAAAAAACUAUAAAUUAGACUAUAAAUUAUAAACCUAGAUGCCUAAUAAUAAUGAUGCAUAAACUUAUAUUAAAGACACUAUGCCUAAUAUUUUAAGGUAAAUUAUGAGCGAAGGUACUUAAUCAGUGAAACUUUAAAAGACUGAAGGCUAGGAGAUGACAUUACUUCAGAAGGCAAAGAGUUCCAAUCAUUAAUAUAUCUAUGAAAAAAUGAAUAUUUAAAAUAAUUUGUACGGGCAACUUUAGGCCUUAUUUUAUACUCAUGCUUACUUCUAGUUCGAGUUAUUCCAAUAAUAUCAAAGUAAUGAUGGCAAUUGAUAUCACAGUAACCAAAUAUAAUCUUAUACGUUUGAACUAGGCUAAGAUAUUUCCGUCUCAGUUCUAAAGAGUCCCAUUUUAACUCUAAAAGUCUUUCAGGAUAUUCUUUGUCGGGGCCACAUAUUAGUCGGGACGCUCUUCUCUGAAUUGCUUCGAUUGCCUUGGUGUGUUUCACCAGAUAAGGAUUCCAGACUGGGCAGGCGUACUCGAGGAUAGGUAUCACUAGCGCCUUAAAAGCUGUCUUGAUACCAGUCUUGUUUGAAUAACCAAAUGUCCUUUUAAUCAAGCCCAACACCUUGUUAGCUUUAGCACAAAUUGAGUUAAUGUGAUAAUCCCAUGAUAAAGACGACUCCAACCAAACUCCCAGGUGUUUGUGGUGGUCCACUUCCGGUAGUAAGAUGUUAUUCAACGAAUAUUGACAUCUUAUUGGAUCAUUCUUCCGUGUAAUGUGUAGGACUUCGCACUUCUCGGUCUUAAGAGUAACAAGCCAACUCUUGCACCAUUCAGAGGCAGAUGUCAAAUCCUCUUGAAGUAGAUCGCAAUCCGAUCUAUUUUCUAUGUGUCGAUGAAGGACAGUAUCGUCAGCAAACAAAUCUGAGUUGCAGGUUACUGAGUAAGGAAGAUCGUUGAUGUAUGCAAGGAACAGCAAAGGCCCAAGUAUACUUCCUUGGGGCACACCAGAUGUAACACUUAACCAGUCAGAUGCUUGACCCUCAAUCACUACACGCUGUUUCCUUGACGUGAGAAAAUCCCUUAACCAAUUUAAAAUCUGGCCUUUGAUACCAUAGCAUUCCAACUUGUAGAGGAGAUGGGCAUGGGAGACUUUAUCGAAAGCCUUGGCAAAGUCCAAAAACACUGCAUCGACUGAUCCAAGUUUAUCCAAGGCCUGAAACCACUCAUGCACUAAUUGCAGUAGCUGGGUAACACAAGAUCUUGACGGUCUAAAUCCAUGCUGAUUGUCGUUAAGCAGUUGGAAGUCAGUCAGAUACUUCAUAAUGUGCUUGUGGAUCAAGCGCUCUAACGUUUUCACAACGACGCUAGUCAAUGAAAUUGGACGGUAGUUAUCUGCCAAGUUAUUUUUGCCAGAUUUGAAUAUAGGCACAACAUUUGCAACUUUCCAAUCAGUUGGGAUAUUCCCCCGAGACAAAGUGAAGUUAAAAAAGUUUGUCAGUGGUAGGGCCAAUUCCAUAGCACAUUCCUUGAGUAUUCUUGGAGGAAUAUUGUCAGGGCCAGAUGCUUUGUUGACAUCGAUUGAUUGAAGUAGUUUCGCCACUUCUUCUACGCUACAAGAUAAGUCACCGAUAACAUGUUCGGUCAGCUGACUAGGAUUCUGGAAAUCACUUGCUUCUGAGUCCUUGAUGAAAACAGACUGGAAGAAACUGUUGAAAAGGUUAGCUUUAUCGAGUGGUGAAUAUGCUCUUUUUCCCUCGUACUCAAUGCAGCUUGCCACGCUACGAUUGCCUGUGCGUGCUUUGACAAAAGACCAGAAUUUUUUGGGGUUGGUCUUUAAUGAAGCUGUUAAAUCGUUGACGUAGUUCCAGUAGGCCUUGUUUAAUUGGUCUUUCACGCUGUUACUUAGCCUUUUGUAUUUAACCCAUUUAGCGGGGUCCCCAGAGGAUUUAGCUUGUUUCCAUAAUCUACGCUUCUUGCGAAUUAAUUUCCGUAGUUCAGCGUUUAACCACGGUGCGUUGCGCUGAGGUUUAAGUUGUUUUGAUGGAAUAUUACGUUCGACAGCUUGGAAAAAUAAUAUUUUCCAAGCAUCCCAGACAUCAUCCACAGUCUCCAUAAGAUAUGAACAGUCCCAUUGCAAAUUACAAAAAUCUUCACGUAGACCCAGCCAAUCUGCGGCGCGAUAGUUGUAAACAAGCCUACAACUACGUAUUGGUCUCUGAAACUUUAAUUUUAGUUUGAAUUCAAUGGAACAAUGAUCAGAUCCCCCAACAGGUUGACAAAUUUCCAGAUCCUUUACCAGCUCCGGGGCUGUGAUGAAAACCAAGUCGAGAAUAUUUUGUUCGCGGGUAGGUUGAAGUACCAACUGGUGAAGAAAGUAAUCCGCAAUGAUAGCGCAGAAAGUAGACGACAAACUGUCAGGACACGUAGGUGAUGGGGUGGACCAGACAAUUUGGGGAAGAUUGAAGUCACCCAAUAAAAGAAUACUUAGAUUAUUACCAGUACGUUCGAUAAGCGAUAAAGAUCUUUCCAACUCUUUCAAGUAGUCGAUGUCGCUCGAAGGAGGUCUGUAAAAUACCCCUACCAGGACUCUUGAAUAAGGCACUGCCGUCUUGAAUAACGUUGUCACCGUUGUCACUGUUGUCAACGUUUUCACUGUUGUCACCGUUGUCACUGUUGUCGCUGUUGUCACCGUUGUCAUGUUUCUCACUGUUGUCGCUGUUGUCACUAUUCUCACCAUUGUCAUUGUUGUCAUCGUUGUCACUGUUCUCUCUGUUGUCGGUAUUGUCACUCUUGUCACCAUUGCCGCAGUUUUUACUGUUGACACCGUUGUCACUGUUGUCACUGUUGUCACUGUUGUCGCUGUUGUCACCGUUGUCACUGUUGUCACUGUUCUUACUAUUUUCACUGUUCUUACUGUUGUCACCGUUUUCACUGUUGUAACCAUUGUCACUGUUUUCACUGUUGUCACCGUUCUCACUUUUGUCACUGUUGUCACUGUUGUCGCUGUUGUCACUGUUGUAACUGUUGUCGCUGUUGGCACCGUUGCUGCUGUUUUCACUGUUGUUGCUGUUGCCACCAUUAUCACAGUUGUCAUCGUUGUCGCCGCUGUCGCUGUUCUUAUUGUUGCCACUGUUGUUGCUGUUGUCGCUGUUUUCACUUUUGGAACUGUUCACACUUUUUUCUCUCUUGUCACUGCCGUCACUGUUGGCUCUGUUAUCACUGUUGUUGUUGUUGUCGCUUUUUUUACUGCUUUCUCUGUUGUCACGCUUGUCACUGUUUUCGCUUUUUCGCUCUUAUCGCUGUUUUUGCUGUUGUUGUUGUCGCCAGUGUUGUCUGUGUUCCCGUUUGCCUUUUUUGUGCCCGUUGUCCUUAUUGUCCUUGUUGCUCCUGUUACCGCUGUUGUCUGUCUUGUCCCUUUUGUCUCCCUUUUGGCUGUUGCCUUUGUUGUUCCUAUUGCCCUGUCUGCCCCUGUUGUCCUUGUUGUCCCUAUUGUGCCUGUUGUCCUUGUUUUUCCUGCUUUCCUUGUUUUCCUUGUUCUUCUUGUCGUCCCCGUUGUCACUCUUGUCCCUUGUCCUUGUUUUCCUUGUUUUCCCUGUUGUCCCUGUUGUUCUCUUUUCCUCUGUUGUCCUGUGUUCGCCGUUUUGUUGUUUGGGGGCAUUAACAUGGUUACCCUGAAGUCACAUGGAUAGGCUUUAUAGAAUAGUGCUGACAAACACGGGGCUCUCGUUUCCAUAGUGGCACAUUAUUAUUUUUCUCUACAGUGUUUUUGUUGCUGUUUAGGGACGAUUGGAACCUCGAUGUGGGGGACGACAUAAGGUUGAGAACCCAGGAAAAUAGGGGUAGCGAGGGGUAGUCGGAGGCGGGACUGGAAGGGGCUGGAGGUGGUACUUCUAAAUGGACAAGGAUUGGGAGAAAUUGGGGAAAUAACAAAGCGAUGCUCAAUAGUUUGCGAACGAAAAAGGUCUUAACGGAAAAACACCAAGAAAAAAGGGGUAGGGCCGGGAAUGCAGUCUUAGGGAGACGAUUACGCUUUAGAGAGUUCUAAAAAAAUCGAUUAAACUCUUUACUUUUUCCACGUCUUUUGUCAAUUGCAUAUUCAAUUUUUUACCUACCGUUUAAUGAAACGUCAUUCUUGAUGGGAUUGUGAGGAAAAAGCAGGAAGAGGGACGAGGGAGUAUAAUGACUGCUUUAAGGGAGUUACUUUGAAUAAUGCUUACUCCGUAUGCUACAAAAUCACAAAAGUAAGUUUUUUGAAGGCAGUUUGUUUUAUACCAGCCUAUGGGAAGGGCAACUGCGGUUUAAAAUCCAAACUUCACCAAAAUUGAAACUUUAAAAAUCCGACCAAGUUCACUGAAAUUGCUCUUCGAAUUAUAUUCAGAUAUAUAAGUUUUCGAAGUCCUCAGUUCUUGGCAUUUUUAAAUCAUCCUAGGAUGCGUCAGUGCCCUUGGCAUAGAAAAUGAUGAAAUCCCAGAUGCUCAUAUCACCGCGUCUUCACAGCUGGAUGACAACAAUAGGGCAGCACUGGCAAGAUUACAGUUAAAAGAAGAUGGCCUCAAGCAAGGAGGAUGGUCUGCUCUUUACAAUGACUUUGGCCAAUGGAUUCAGGUGGAUCUUGGUGGUUCCACCAGAGUCACUAGGGUAGCGACGCAAGGAAAGAAUGCAGGUGAUGCGUGGGUGGUCAAGUACCGACUGCAGUACCGUGAAGACCUUGGAAUAAACUUCACUUUUGUCAAGAAGUCAGUCAACAGUUCAGCAAAAGUAUGUUUGUUUGAUUACAUGGAGCUUUUCUUCUACUUGCUCUGAAAUCGUAAAAAAGCAUUGCAAGCACGGGGAAUACUCCGUCCGAGAGUGCUGCUGGGGCCUUGGAAACCUUUCCUGCUAGAGUUAGGGUGUUUUUUAUUUGUCAGAACUGAGCGGCUACACCAUUACCGUCGUCAUUUGAAUUUCACUUUUAAUCUAAACUAUCCAGCUAGGUCGGUCAAUUCUAAGUACAGCCAUCUCUCGCCUUGCGGACACCCCGCUUAAAUGGACAGCAGCUAAAUCCCCGGCAAAAACAAAUUACAGACAUUUGACUUGAAUAAACUCUCGCUAUUACGGACUCUCGCUAAUUUUGACACUAACUCGAGGUCCCUGUAGCGUCCGCUAUAAAGGGAGUUGACUCUAGCAUACAAGAAGGAGAUGGUUAUCGAUAAAGCGGGCGCGUGAAGUUAGGAAGUUUCAUGGAACAACUAAGCAAACGACGGCUGAGAAAUGUACAUAAAACCCUGAUGCACGUGCAAAGAAGUUGUUUUGCUAAUAAUAUAUAGAUUUAGCCAGGGCUAAAAGCGAAGCUCCCAUUAAUAAAUUUAUAUUUUAAAUCAAACAAUAAACUUGUAAUCCACAAAUCAGUUAACUUAAGGGCACAUUCAUGUGACUUUUGACGGAAAGGAUAAGUUAUUUUAGAGUGAAACAUCUUACAUCGAGUUGAUAAAAUAUAUGUACACCCAAAAAAUAGCAAACAUCUUCUAUCACAUUCAAGAGCCAUAAUGGCUCUUGAUCACAGUAGAUUAGGCCUCGAAAACAAAUUCUUGGAAAACAAAUGAGGCCGCAUUUUUUUGCAUUCGACAGGUUUUCUUUACAAAUUCUUGCCAACAAAUCUGAGGGUGUGUAAACCAACUUUUUAUACUUUUUAUACACCACAUCUGAGGUGAAAUAGUACUUUUUAUCAUACAGACCUCGGACAGAAUACGGCAUUUCACAAUUUUUCAAUGUUCAGGACGAUCAAUCGUGGGCUUUUAGCGAAACCGUUCAAAAAAUUUCCAAAAUCACUCAUACGGCCAGCCGGUUCUCAUUUUUAGUGCGAGCUGUUAGUGUGGUCAAGUGUUUGAAUGAACUUUAAUGGAGAUACGCUUCAACAUAAUAACGAAUUUAUUAUCAUUAUUUUUUGUUAUUUAAUGGUUCCAGUUAUAACGAUGUGUAAUCUUAUAAAGCGUUUGAUACGCGCGACAUUUCUAAGUACUCCUGCAAGCGAUGUUCAUGAACGAUGAAAACAAACACCACAGACAAGCGAUUAAAAUUGCAAGAGAGACUACUAACAAUCAAUAAGAGAAAUAUAAUUCGGUAAAACAUUUACAGAGACAACAAUUUUCAUUCACGAAGACAAGUAUUAAAGUGUUUCUAAAAAUCCUGAGUGUUUAAGCUUAAAGCUUAAGCUUAAGUUUAUUUUGUUUUACUUUCAACUGGCCUCCCGGUGUUUGUUUUUUUUUUUUCAAAGAUGAACUCCUCGAAACAAGAAAAUCACUCAAAGUUUUCUUUCUUCAGCCAAAUUUAUAACUAAAUAUUCUUCGGAACGUUUUUUUUUUUCUAUUUGCCGUGAGAAAAUAUAUCUGAAGGCCAUUUAAAGUUCUGUAAGCUUAUAUCAAACCUGAUACUAGAUCAGAUCAUUGACUCACAUCUCAACAAACGUGCAAAAACUUGCCGCAUAAACUGUGCUCGACUUCAUGAAAUUAGAUAUAACAAAAGCAAGCAUCAAAUACAAUAAUUACUCAGGCUUACCAUUCAAGAUUCAGUUCCUGAAAGAUAUCAAGGAAGGCCAUAGUCAAGGCUUGAGACUUUUAAACCCUCUUACGCAUUGAGCAAGGUGAAAGACGAAAACGAUGCCAUCCGAAAUCGGAUUACUCAAUUUUGACAAGCGACGCAUUUCUCAACCAAAAGCCCAAUAAACAAACCAGCCAUGGACAGCAUGGAUAACAGAAGACUCUUGAUAGCAGCUGUAUUUCAUUUUGUACAUCCAUUGGAAAAAGAUUUAGACAGUUAAAAACAUCACAAGUUGACACAAAACUCUGUCAGCUUUUGCUGUCAAAGUAAACAACUUACAAGACGCUGCAUAAAUUUUCCGCAUGAACUCACCUGUCACAUUUUGACCAAUCAGAGUACAAAAAUUGGACGUAGAGCGUGACCAACGCGUGACCAUGGUAAGAAAAGGUCUUCCCCGUCUUUAUUUUUAAAAAAGCGGCUGAAUUUUUGCGUCUGAGGUCAGUUUGAAAUCAAAAUCUUGACAGUGCGGGGCCAUAGUGACAUAAACACAACAUAUUUCAAAUGAAUCAUUGGAAAAAGUAGACUUGAGCCUGCGAUCAUUUGAAACUGGUAAUUUGUCAGCGGAUAACUUCAAAAAAGUACUCGACCUCGAUGGGUCGACACUUGAGCCCGCGGUACGGUCAGAUGAUACUGGUCAGCGGAUGUCCUGUUUUUACAGCUGUCAAUUGAUCACAAUAUUGAUGUGCAAUUAGUUUUCUACUGGGCUCCCAAACUAGCUAGAAAGUGUGAGAGUAAACAUUGCUUCCCCUGUGGUGCGGACGGACGGUCGGGCGUACGGUCACGUGAUUACCAAAUUUUAUCGGAUGGGUAGAUUACCACAUUUCCUUAGCUAUGGGGCUCCGUCCACGCGCGCGCUGCGCGCGCAGGUGGAGCUCCGCUAUAAAUCUGUUGCUCUCUUUCUGUUCUCUUUGGCGUCGCUGUCGUCGUAUGUUAUAUGAGCUUGCUAUUGUUGUGAUCCAAAAAUUUUGCAACCAAGAUAACGUAACGUCAGACUUUUCCUCUUUAUUUUCUAUAAAUGAUACCAAACUAAAUCCCUCUGAUUUCUAUUUCCUGUACUAGACUAGAGUGCUUGAAAACCCCACCCUUUCCAGCGGCGUAUACCUUUUUAACCUACCGGUAUUAGGACUUCGAUAAACUACUAAAGGCUGGAGCGAAGAGGUCACAUGAUCACAACACCUCUCGCAGGGAAGGCAAUGGCCCUUUGGGCGAAAGAGUCAUGUGGGGAAAAAUCUUCAAGUAAUUUAACCCUUUAUGCCCUAAGAUUGAUCAGCAUCAAAUUUCUCCUUGUAAUAUCAAUGCUUUGUAAAACAGAGUGAUCAUGAGAAUUACGGAUAUGAUCACACAAGAAGAAUUUGCGUGAUAUUUUAUCAACUCCUCCCCACUACUUCUGUAGGAAAUGAAUAGGGACAACAAAUGAGAAUUCAAAUUUUGAUCUUAGGGCUUAAAGGGUUAAAUGGCAUCUUGAGUGAUAUCGUUCUGUGUGGUUCGGGUGCAGGUAAAACAUUAGUUUGCUUUUCCUCCUGCCCGAAAGGCAAUUAUUUUGUAUUUCUUCGCUAAAGAAAUCGAGGGGAGGUUUAUACUUGUGGGACAAUAGUUAUAUUAUUUGCACCCUUUUUCGAAGGCUCUUUAGAACCUUACCCUGAAUCCCUUAAAAUGUCUGCUAAACAGGAAUAACCCAACUGUUCUCUUUCAUCUUUGUUCUAAAGGUAUUUUACGCAAAUCACGACAGCGAUACCGUGGUGUAUAACGUGUUAGCCCCACCAAUCACAGCACGUCUAAUCCGUAUCUUACCAGUGGAGUGGCACAAUCAGAUAUCAAUGAGACUGGAGAUAUAUGGAUGUCCAGGUUAGUAAGGAGAAAAUUUCCAUGCAAAAUAUUUUCGAGUCAUGCUGCUAGCAGAGUAUUCUUUUGCCUUCCUGUGUAAAGAGAAGAAGAGAGACUCUGCCUCAAUCAAGUCAAAACUUUGAAGUCACCGCAGCCUAAACUUCUGAACUAGUCAAUCUUGAGGGUCCCCAAUAGGUCUAUCGGGAUCCGGGAUUUCCCUUAUUUGAAGCUCGGGAUUCAGGAUUUUAAAGCAAAAUCGGGCAAGAUUCGGGAUUGAAAGUAUGCACGCAAGUUAGAAUGCUCGAAAUAACCCUCGGGACUACGGAAUUGCACGAAAUUUUGGGUCGAGAUUACGGGAUUGGAGAACCCUAUUGGGCACCCUGUUCUCUCUCCGUUUAACUAGAGACCUUUAGAUUCGAGGACGACUACGCUUACGAGAUUUGACUUGAAGUUUUUCCGCGUCUUGUCAAAAUAUGAACUUCCCGGAAAGCUUCAUUUUACCAUUUUUCACUGGAAAAGUUAGCAUUGUUAUGUUUAGUGAAGGAGGUUACGCGCUCUCCCGAUGCCAAAAUGGUGCUAUAAAUACUGCUAAGGUUAAAUAAAGUAAUUAUUAUUAUUAUGGUGUGAUCCUCUCCAGUUCAGCGGCAAUCCCACGCGCAGCUUAGAGACAACAAAUUCCGCAGAUAUUGGCAGCACCAACGAUGGCUGACAACUGUGCGCUUCCAAAAAUAUCAGGCAGACUCAACUUACCGUAUUAUUAUUAUUAUUAUUAUUAUUUAUUAUGAUGAUGAUCAUGAUGAUGAUGAUGAUGCAUUUAACAAACCCCUUAGGGAAUUUUUUAUACUCUGUUUUUAUGUAGUUCCUUCUUCAACUACGACUGCACCGCCAACGGAACAAACUACAAAGACAACAUCGAGUGAAAAAAUUACUUCCACUGGAAACGAAAAACCGGAAGGGAAACUGGGAACAUCUACGGCGCAACGGAGAAAAGGUAAUCAAAAAACCGAAUUAAAAAACACUUCAGUGAAAAUACUCUUUAGUUUGGCUUUGUUGUCAGGACUUUUUACGGCUCCCUUAUUAAAAAACCCGCUUGCUCUGUUUCUUUUCUUUCUAACCAAAGGGAAUGGAUUACAAUACAGGAGGAUUCUUUGUUUUGAUUGAACUUAGGAAACGUUGUUUGUCGUUAAAUAUAAAGCCGGUGUGUUUUUAAUUUUAAUACCUGAUGAUUGAUUUUCUGUGGUUUUUUGCUCUUCUCUUUGAGUCUUUGACGUCUUCAAGUAGUUUGAUUUGGUUCGUUGAGUUCUUUUGAAGCAUAGCUUUGCAUUGCGGCUAAAUGACUUUUUAAUAGCGAGAUGGUUUUCUUUAGUUUCCCCGAAAGUGCCUGGAUGCUGAAUUGCAAGCUGCAUGUAGUUUUCCUCAACUUUUGUUUUUAUGCAAAAUAGACCAAGAAAAUGUACCUGUGGAAGCCUUUCAAGACUUUCUAGAUAACUCUAGAUAACAGAAACGUGAAUUUCACCCAACAGCAAAAUUGGCCUUUUCCAAAGGCCAAUCCCUCAUUCACCAUCACUGUUCCACCACCAAUGUUCAACCAUCACUGUUCCACUCUAUCACCACGCUCUUCCACCAUCACUAUUCCACUGUUCCACCAACACUGUUCCACUGUUCCACCACACUGUUCCACUUUCACUGUCCCACUGUUCCACCAACACUGUUCGACAACACUGUUGCACUUUCACUGUUCCACUGUUCCACCACACCGUUCCAGAAACACUGUUUUCCUAUUCCACCAAACUGUUCCACUAUCACUGUUCCACCUACACCAUCGCGGUUCCAACAACACUAUUCCACUGUUCCACCUCAGUGUUCCACCACACUGUUCCACCAUCACUGUUCCACUAAACCGCCAACACUGUUCCACUGUACCACCACACUGUUCCACCGUCAUUGUUCCACUGUUCCACUCUCACUGUUCCACCAACACUGUUCCAUCGUUCCACCCACACUGUUUCACUGUUCACCACACUUUUUCAACAUUACUCUUCCAUUGUUCCACCAUCACUGUUCCACUAUUUCACCAACACUGUUCCACUGUUCCACCACACUGUUCCACCACACUGUUCCACCAUCACUAUUUCCUUGUUCCACCACAUUGUUCCACUUCCACUGUUCCACCAGCACUGCUCCAUAACACUGUUCCACAAACACUGUUCCACUCUUCCACCAUCACUGUUCCACUGUUCCACCAUCACUGUUCCACUGUUCCACUGUUCCACCACACUGUUCUACAAUCACUGUUCCACCAACACUGUUCCACCAUCACUGUUCCACUGUUCCACUGUUCCACCACACUGUUCCACAAACACUGUUUUACCGUUCCACCUAUUUCACUAUCACUGUUCCACCUACACUGCUCCACCAACACUAUUCUACUCUUCCACCACACUGUUCCCCUUUCACUGUUCCACUAUUCCACGGUUCCACUGUUCCAUUAGACUGUUCCACCAACACUGUUCCACUGUUCCACCAACACUGUUUCACCAUCACUGUUCCACUACUCCACCAAGACUGUUCCACUAUUCCACCAACACUUUUGCACUGUUCCACCACACUAUUCCACCAACACUGUUCCACUGUUGCACCACACUCUUCAACCAUCACUAUUCCACUGUUCCACCACACUGUUCCACUUUCACUGUUCCACUAUUCCAAGGUUCCACUGUUCCAUUACACUGUUCCACCAACUCUGUUCCACUGUUCCACAAACACUGUUUUACUGUUCCACCUAACUAUUUCGCUUUCAUUGUUCCACCUACACUGUUCCACCAUCACUGUUCCACUGUUACACCAACACUGUUCCACAUUUCCACCAACACUGUUCCACUGUUCCAUCCCACUAUUCCACCAACACUGUUCCACUGUUCCACCACACUGUUCAACCAUCACUAUUCCACUGUUCCAUCACACUGUUCCACUUUCACUGUUCCACUAUUCCACCAACACUGUUCCACUGAUCCACCACACUGUUCCGCCAUCACUGUUCCACUGUUCCACCUACACUGUUCCACCAUCACUGUUCCACUGUUCCACCACACAGUUCCACCAUCACUGUUCCACUAUUCCACCAACACUGUUCCACAGUUCCAUCACACUGUUCCACCAACACUGUUCCACUGUUCCACCACACUGUUCCACAAACACUCUUCCACUGUUCCACCAUCACUGUUCCACUGUUCCACCACAAUGUUCCACUUUCACUGUUCCACUGUUCCACCAACACUGUUCGACAACACUGUUGCACUUUCACUGUUCCACUGUUCCACCACACCGUUCCACAAACACUGUUUUACUAUUCCACCAAACUGUUCCACUAUCACUAUUCCACCUACACUGUUCCACCAUCACUGUUCCACUGUUCCACCAACACUGUUCCACUGAUCCACCACCCUGCUCCACUAUCACUGUUCCACUGUUCCACUGUUGCACCACACUGUGCCACCAACACUUUUCCACUGUUCCACUAUUCCUCCAACACAGUUCCACUGUUCCACCACACUGUUCCACCAUCACUGUUCCACUAUCACUGCUCCACUAUCACACUGUUCCACCAGCACUGUUUCACUGUUCCACCACACUGUUGAACCAGCACUGUUCCACUGUUCCCCAGACUGUUCCAAAAACACUGUUUUACUGUUCCGCCUCACUUUUCCACUAUCACUUUUCCACCUACACUGUUCCACCAUCACUGUUCCACUGUUCCACUAUUCCACAACCACUGUUCCACUGUUCCACCACACUGUUUCACCAUCACUCUUCCACUUUUCCAUUUUCACUGUUCCACUACACUCUUUCACCAACACUGUUACACCUCAGUGUUCCACCAUCACUGUUCCACGUACACUGUUCCAGCAUCACUGUCCCACUCUUCCACCAAAACUGUUCCACCACACUGUUCCACAACCACUGUUCCACUGUUCCACCACACUCUUUCACCAACACUGUUACACCUCAGUGUUCCAGCUUCACUGUUCCACGUACACUGUUCCAGCAUUACUGUCCCACUGUUCCACCAAAACUGUUCCACCACACUGUUCCACCCACACUGUUCUACUAUCACUGUUCCACGCUUCCACCAUCACUGUUUCACUGUUCAACCAACACUGUUCCACUGUUCCCCAGACUGUUCCAAAAACACUGUUUUACUGUUCCGCCUCACUUUUCCACUAUCACUUUUCCACCUACACUGUUCCACCAUCACUGUUCCACUGUUCCACUAUUCCACAACCACUGUUCCACUGUUCCACCACACUGUUUCACCAUCACUCUUCCACUGUUCCAUUUUCACUGUUCCACUACACUCUUUCACCAACACUGUUCCACCUCAGUGUUCCACCAUCACUGUUCCACCUACACUGUUCCAGCAUCACUGUUCCACUGUUCCACUAAAACUGUUCCACCACACUGUUCCACAACCACUGUUCCACUGUUCCACCACACUCUUUCACCAACACUGUUACACCUCAGUGUUCCAGCAUCACUGUUCCACGUACACUGUUCCAGCAUCACUGUUCCAGUGUUCCACCAAAACUGUUCCACCACAAUGUUCCACUAUCGCUGUUCCGCGCUUCCACCAUAACUGUUUCACGGUUCAACGAACACUGUUCCACUGUUCCACCACACUGUUUCACCAUCCAUCUUCUACUGUUCCAUUUUCAUGUACUGUUCCACUGGGCCACUCUUUCACGAACACUGUUCCACCUCAGUGUUCCACCAUCACUGUUCCACCUACACUGUUCCAGCAUCACUGUUCCACUAUCACUGUUCCACCAUCACUAUUCCACUGUUCCACCAUCGCCUUUUUACUUGUUCCACUAUGAGUAUUCCACCAAAACCUGUCCACCACACUGUUCCACCCACACUGUUCCUCUUUUCCACCACACUUUUCCACUAUCACUGUUCCACGGUUCCACCAUCUCUGUUUCACUGUUAACCAACACUGUUCCACUUUUCUACCCCACUGUUCCACUUUCACUUUUCCACCAUCACUAUUCCACUGUUCCCACUGUUCCACGGUUCCACCAUCUCUGUUUCACUGUUUAACCAACACUGUUCCACUUUUCUACCCCACUGUUCCACUUUCACUUUUCCACCAUCACUAUUCCACUGUUUCACCACACUGUUCCACUAUCGCUGUUUCACUUUUCCACUGUGAGUGUUCCACCAAGACUGUUCCACUGUUCCACCACAUUGUUCGUCCAUCACUGUUCCUCUGUUCCACCACACUGUUCCACCAACACUGUUCCACUGUUCUACAAACACUGUUCCUCUGUUCCACCACGCUCUUCCACCACACUGUUCCACCAACACUGUUUCACUGUUCUAGCAACACUCUUAUACCAACAUAUUUCCACUUUUCUACUAUCACUGUUCCACUAACACUGUGCCACUGUUCCACCAUCACUUUUUCACUGUUCCACUUCGUUGUUUUAUUAACAAUGUUCCACUGUACCACUACACUGUUCCACCAUCACUGUCCCACUGUUCCAUUGUAGCACCACACUGUUCCACCAUUACUGUUCCACUAUUACUGUUCUACUGUUCCUUUACACUGUUCCACCAUCAUUGUCCCGCUUUUUCACCAUCACUGUUCGACAGUUGCACCACUCUGUUCCACCAUCGCUGUUCCACUAUUGCUCCUCUUUUGUCCCGAGUCUUUGACGUCCUCAAGCAUUAUGGCUGGAUUUCAGUUCGUUGAGUUCUUUUGAAGUAUAGCUUUGCAUAGCUACUUUUUCUUAACGCGAAAGUUAAGGACCUCGGUAGUUUUCCAAAAACUUGCAGGGAUUUAUUUCCAUAUAUUAUUAUUAUUAUUAUAAUGAACGUUAUCGUUACUCUAAUAUAUAUACUACUACAUGAGAAAUUUCUGCAAUUUGAUUGGCUUAGAGCAGUGGUAUUUCAUGUUUCAUGUUGAAAUUACAAACCUUUUGUUGGUAGUAGUAUAAACAAAUAAUAGUAUGAUUUGUACGUGAUACUUGGCAUAAAUACCACUUGUGAUAUUUCAAAAUUGUCUCAAAUUUCACUCGUCUAACUGCUCGUGAAAUUAUGUCUAACAAUUUCGAAAUAUCACUGGUGGUAUUUGUGCCAAAUAUAACUAUAAAUCAUGCUAUUACCUAUACUAAUAGGCCAUUUUCAUGAUGAAGGUAUUGGACAACAACUAUCAGAAUUUUUUUUUGCCUUCUUAUUUUAAUUUGUAAAACCAAUACGCCACUUCUACAUUUCCCAUAAUGCACCUUAUUUCCCCCCCAAAAAAAUUUUGUGUAAGCAUUGCCUUCAGUAUUUUUCGGCCAGUUUCCACUUUUCCAGAGAGUUUUGCCAGUGUUCAGCCAGUGUUAAUUAUAACCGUGUUCUGAGCCAUUUUCAGUUUGCCGAACGCUUUUACGUAAACCCAUCGUAAACAGUUUCAUGAUAGCACAUGGCGUAGACUAGAAAAGCAUUUGUCUUCUUAAAAUCACUCACUAAGGAAGGGAUCUGGAGGUCCAAAGAAUUCCUAAACCGUAGUCUAAGUUAGACUUCAUUUGAAUAAAAUAAUAACCGACCCUUCUUUUCUCCUGAAGAGUGUUUUGUAAACUCUUUUCAGAUUCCAAGAUCUCGGCGAUCGUUGCGCCAGUGGUUGUUUUCGUUUUAGUCGCCCUUAUAUUAUUGGUUGGAUUCUUCUACUGGAGAAGGUAGGAUCACGCCUCACUAGAAACGCCAUGAUACAUUUUUUAAGAGAACCUGCAACAGAUGUAGUUAAAUGGAAACUGAAAAUUGGAGAUUGAAGAGGAAUCGACUUUCUUUCGUAAAGAGCGAAAGCAGCAGGAAAACGUCAAAAAAUUCAAAAUGGCGGUGCGCUGAAGAUAAAUAGAGAAUGUAAGCGUUGACAACGAGUUUGCCGAUUGAGCGCAUCGGUUCUUCGCAACUGCACAUGCUCUAGUCGUUUUUACGGCAAGUUUUCAUCGAAAAGUCGAGGUGGCGAGAACGAGAUUUUUAAAGGAUCAGGAGCAACAGUUUCGAUUUGAUUUCGAAAUACUCGCUUACGUGACAGGCGCAGCAAUCGACUUCAAAUCAAUAACGAUUGUCGAAAUCGCACUCGUUGUCAACGCUAACACUCUCUAGUGUAAAGGCCAAAGCAGGAAAUUUUUGUGCCACUUUUUUCCUUUCGCUUGCCAGGAAAACAGUUGGAAUUUUGGCUUUCGUUUGAACUCAUUUCGUUCAAUUUGUUAUAACACGGAAACAAAUAGGAACUUAGUGAAAUUAAAACCAGUCGGGUACUAGAACGCUGUCUGUCCCAGUGGGGAGGGGUACUCCGGAUUUAAAGUGACAGGGAUGAUCAAAGAUUUUGGGGGGGUUUCAAAUUUUCGAUUUCAGGAUAUUUUUGGAUUGGAAAAUUUUGGCAGGUAUUUUUCUGGGUAGCUUGAUUUAAGUAGGCCUUUUUUUGGGUAUUCAAAACAAUCUCAAGAUUCGAGAUAGUUCUCACGUAUCCCGGCCGCGUAGUUCCGCGAAAAGAUUAUUUUGGCUCGGAAAUUCAGCGUGAAAUUUUGGUUCAGGGAUUUUCCUGGAAUUUGUUUGAAGCCCUAGGGAUUUUUUGGGUUUUGAUUUUUGCCCCCUUUCUAUCAUCCCUGUCACUUGAAAUCCUGAGUACUCCCCCCUCCCCUCCCAGGACUGUAUAUGCAGCCAUGACAAUGCUAUCGUUUUUCUGCUUAUUCUAUGACAGAAGGAGAUCAAAUAAAAACUUGGAGAUUCAGCAUGUGACAUUCCAGAAGUAAGUAAUCUUAAAAUGAAUAUACUUAAGUCAGUUUUCCUGGCCCGGCAAAGUUUAUACGGGGGUAAAGGGGCUCCACCCAGAGGGGCAACCCAGUGCCGUUUUAUGUACCAUUAUUUCUUUUAUACUACUACAUGAGAAAUUUCAGUCAUUUGAUUGGCUUAUAGUAGCGGUAUUUCUGCUUAAUUUGAAAUACCUACAUGUGAAAAUUACAAACCUUUUGCGGGUAGUAGUAUAAACAAAUAAUAGCAUGAUUUGGACGUGAUAUUUGGCAUAAAUACCACUCGUGAUAUUUCCAAAUUGUCUCAAAUUUCACUUGCCUAACGGCUCGUGAACUUACGUGUAACAAUUUUGAAAUAUCACUCGUGGUCUUUAUGCCAAAUAUCACUACAAAUCAUGCUAUUACCUAUACAAAGCGCUGUUAUUUUAUUUAAUUACAUGUUACGUAUUUUUGAUUUGCAGAUCUGGCCAGGAACCUCUAGAAGGAGCAGUAAACCCUUUGUAUGAUGGGUAAAUAUGAUCAUAUUUCAGCUUUAACACACUUCUCUUCUUUAUUAUAAUUUGGAUCAAAACCCAUCGGCUUUAGAAUUCACGAGCUUAGUGCACAACAGGGAUGAGUUCCUUUUUACAUGAAGGUGGUGGGCCCCAGAUAGGUGGGGUAAAAUGUGGCGGGUCAUCCCACUUAUCAUGUACACGUGAUCAACUUAAAACGGGCGAUUAUAUGGACAGGCGGGUUGCCCCACCUAAGCGGUUUACCUCACCUACAUGAGGUCCCCCACCUCCAUGUAAACAGCCCUUAAUCUAGCCUGUUCCAGGCUCAAAAAUUGUAAUGUGCAGAGAUCGUAAAUGCAGAUGCCAAAAAAAAAUCACAUGUCACGUGCACCUUGUUUUCACGACGUCCCUACCAUCUUAGGCUAUGUUUUAACCCUUUCACUGCGAGAAUGCUUGAUGGAGAUUUUAAGGGGACUCUAACUUUUGAGUCUGUGGAUGAAAUCCUAUAAUGUGACCAUUCAAAUGAAAGCUCUUUGCCUGUUCUUUCACACGAUGCUAUCUGUUUUUCAAAAUUUCAGAACGUGAAAUUUCGAAAUUUGGUCGAAAUUUGCUUUUGGUUAAAUUUGGCAGUGAAAGGGUUGAACUAUACCGGAUAGCCUUUCGUGGCGCCACGAAAAGCUAUCCCCCAAGGAAGCUAUCUGGUAUAAUAUGGACAGAAGCGGCCUAGGGCGGGCAGCCCUAAAGUCGUUCACACACAUAUAUCCAAUGGGGAGUUUAAGAUAGCACGACAGCGAAGACCACGAAAACGUGGCUUAAAAAGUGAAUAUGUGUUCUUUUAAUCUCUAUCGCGAUUACUCCAACUCAUUCACUUUGUCAAACGCAAGCGAACUCUUACUUCCGCGACGAAGCGAAUACGUGUUCAAACUGCACUAAAAUAUGGCACAAAACCUAUCCCAUAUGUGACGCUCCACUCUCGUUCCGUCACACAAAUCGCGCCGCCACAACCGUUCUUUUGUGAGAACAGAAGCCCAAUGCUGUAUGAUUAUCGUGGCGGUCCAAACGUUAUACUGUGAACACAAUUUUAGAGCCUAGUACGGCUAGAAUUAAUCCGGUCGUUAAAAUUAAAUAUUUUUACCACGCAAUCUAAAGUCAGACCAUCGCAAGAACUUUCCAUGGUGGAACAUUUUUAAAAUGAUGUUUCAGUUUAUAUUUAUCAUUUUGUUUUUGGUUUCUUGUUAGAGGUGAACUGCAGUUCCGUGACACCAAAGAGGCUUAG
Molecule: messenger RNA, 43107 nt
Organism: Porites lobata
Lineage: Eukaryota; Metazoa; Cnidaria; Anthozoa; Scleractinia; Poritidae
Source: the annotation of a GenBank genome assembly